Clavispora lusitaniae ATCC 42720 is the source of this 876-nucleotide messenger RNA. The record is from RefSeq and is a predicted model, not a curated record. Lineage: Eukaryota; Fungi; Ascomycota; Pichiomycetes; Serinales; Metschnikowiaceae.
AUGGUUGUGACUUUUCUCAGUGUGCCUACAGACUUGGUUUCGUGGCGCAAACAGGCUAGAGUAGAUUACUCUUUGGAGUUCAAGGGCCAGAAAAUCUCUGCUUCGUUUAUUAAUGGCAUAUGGCCAGCAGUGGGAACCCAGUUUUUGCAGGACUGGGCAACCGCCGAAAAAGCUGUGCCGAAACUCAUUGAAACGUGGACUAAAAUGGUGAUGUUGGUGGAGCGUCACGAAAAGCGCCAGCAGCAGAUUGCGUUUGACAACUCCAAGUUUGUAGAGACGCUCACAAAGUUUACAGACCUUGACACGGGCAUCUAUCCGCAUCAGGACGAAAACAAUGCUAUCGCCGCUUUGAAUCGCCAUGACACAUUGACCCUCAACGACUCCUUGGCGGGAAUUGCAUCCUUUUUCAACAAAACCUCAACGCUCUUGGUCGAUGAGAGUUUUGCCAUCAACACACGGGUGUUGGAAAAAUUCAAAAACUUUUUGGACUAUCUUUACUCGUUGCAAGAGUUGUUUGACCGGGCCAAGCGGCUUUCUGUCAACACCAUUCCGCAACUUCAACAGCGGAUCCAGGAAUACCAGCAGAAGUACGAUAAGCUCAAUACCGACGGCGUUGAUGUGAAGGGAAGCGAACUUCAUAAAAUACGCCAGGCUAUAAUCAACGACAAACAGGAAAUGUUCCAGCAGCUCAACAAGGACUGGCUCAUCAAGAGCUGCUGUUUGGAGGAGUUUGUCAUGUUCCAGGAGACACAGUUCCUUGUGUCUGAGGCGUGGGCAGAGUGGUGUCGUGGCCGCUACAAGUUUCACGAGAAGAUAUCUGGACUCUACGACGGCGUCAACAGCGAGAUAGUGCCAGACAUGCCAAUGAGCAGAUGA